ACAGUUCAAUAUCAUGAUCGGAGUAGGGCGGACGUUUCUCCAUAUUCUCCUGUUCUCUCCUAUCCUACAUUUUACCCCCCUCACCAUGGAGACGAAGAAGGACGACGAUGUCGUGGAUACAAGAUCUGGUUUCUAUCCUGGAGGUCCUGGAGGUCCAGCUCUAGUACCUGGAGCUAACCAAGGGAGGAACCGUGAUGAUGGAAUGAAUCCACAAAUUAAUUGGAACAAUCAACCCUACCCGGAUAAUUUUAACCAACCAAAUGGACCCAACUCCCCAUACGGAGACAGACCGAACCCGGGUGGUUUCGGGGUUCCUGAUUUCCUGUUAAACCGACCCGGGGGUCCUGGUCCAGGAAACGGAUAUAACAGUGGGUUUAAUGGAAAUGGAUUAGGUUCUGGUCCGAUGAAUUUUCAGGAUUCACAGUUCCUGGACGUAACUCCUCCAUGCCGAGAUAUUCUCUCCAGGUUUAAGGAUGCAAUGAUGAGAGACAGAUCAACCUUCUACCUGAGCCAGGGUCGACAGAUGGAGUUUGGUUCAACUCCACUAGAACGAGCUCAGAUCUCUGGGUUCAACUCCUUCAACGUAGAGGAGUGUUCCCCAUCGGCUGAUGGUUUAAUGCUCAUCAGGAUUAGGUUCAACAUGCUCACUCUGAUAGCUCCCAGGAAUGGUCCAGGAGGGUUCAGGGGUAAUGAUUUCCCAGGACAAGGAAUGGAGAACGAAUAUGGAAGAGAAAUACCAAGAUUUUCAGGGAACCAGAUAUAUAGAUUUGGAAGACAGCGAAGAUAUCGUAGACAAACCUUUAAUGGUAGACAAGAUAGAUUCGGAGGAGAAGGGUCGGUCAAUCAGUUCUACCCAAAUACUAUGCCAGGAAACCGGGAACAGGUUGUGGAUGUGAAUGGAGUUGAGUUGAUCUACAAUCCGUCCCGUUCUCUUAGAGGCAACUCCCAACCUGUCUCCAGGGUUCAUUUAAACCUACGGGAUGCAACCUUCAGAGAGAGAUUUGGUCCUGGAACUAUUCAACCUUUCUACCUGUGGGAGGAGGGACAGAUACUAUUCCAGAACCUGGAGAUACAGUUGGAUAUCAUUCUGCAGAAUAUAGUCGAAGAUAUCAGGAACCAGAACCAGGUUUACAGGUUCAGAAGAUCACCAGUCAAGGGAUAUUCAUUGUAAAAUCAGACAAUAUCUGAAAUCCUACAUAAUAGGAGAAUAUUAGCGUACCAUGAAACCCAGGAUAGAUCAGAGAACCAUGAAAACUAGGAUAAAUUACUGAACCAUGAAAACUAGGAUACAUUAUAGAACCAUUUAAACUAGGAUACAUUAUAGAACCAUGAAAACUAGGAUAGAUCAGGAAACCUUGAAAAUUAGGGAACCAAGAAACACAGGAUGGAUCAAGGAACCAUGAAAACCAGGAUAGAUCAAGGGACCAAAAAUACCAGGAUAGAUCAAGGAACCAAGAAACACAAGAUGGAUCGAGGAACCAUGAAAACCAGAAAAGAUCAAGGAACCAAGAAACACAGGAUGGAUCAAGGCACCAUGGAAAACCAGGAUGGAUCAAGGAACCAAGAAAACCAGGAUAGAUCAAGGAACCAAGAAAACCAGAAUAGAUCAAGGAACCAAAAAAAACCAGGAAGGAUCCAGGAACCAAGAAAAUCAGGAUAGAUAAAGGAACCAAGAAAACAACCAAGAUAGAUCAAGGAACCAAGAAAACCAGGAUAGAUCAUGGAACUAAGAAAACCAGGAUGGAUCAAGGAACCACGAAAAACCAGGAUAGAUAUAGGAACCAAGAAAACCAGGAUAGAUCAAGGAACCAAGAAAACCAGGAUGGAUUAAGGAACGAAGAAAACCAGGAUAGUCAAGAAACCAAGAAAGCCAGGAUAGAUCAAUGAACCAAGAAAACCAGGAUAGAUCAAGGAAUCAAGAAACACAGGAUGGAUCAAGGAACCAUGGAAACAAGGAUAGAUCAGGGAACCAAGAAAAUCAGGAUAGAUCAAGGAACCAAGAAAACCAGGAUGGAUCAGGGAACCAAGAAAACCAGGAUAGAUCAAGGAACCAUGAAAACCAGGAUGGAUCAGGGAACCAUGAAAACCAGGAUAGAUCAAGGAACCAAGAAAACCAGGAUGGAUCAAGGAACCAUGAAAACCAGGAUGGAUCAAGGAACCAAGAAAACCAGGAUAGAUCAAGGAACCAAGAAAACCCGGAUGGAUCAGGGAACCAAGAAAACCAGGAUGGACCAAGAAAACUGAUUUACCAGAAACAUUCUAAGAAUCGUCUAAGACCCCAAAUUUUAAAAAUGUUGAAUCGAUCAUUGACUUCACGGUCUUUCCUAUGUACCAAACAUAAAAAAUACUGUUUUAUUUUCUUUUUCAUUCAAUUCCUGGAAUAUUUAUGUAUUAUGUGUUCUUUAUCUAACAAUUCCACACAUGAUAGUAAUUUUAUACUCUUUUUAUGAUGUUUAUCUACAGUUUAACCCAGAACUUUGGAGGUCCGAAAGAAUUUAUAAAAUGUCGUCUUGACAAUUUUUCAAUAGGUUUUAUACUAAUAUACCUAAAACUCAAUAAUUUUAAAAAUAAAUAAAUAGCCAUGAAAUCUAUGGGAACAGUGUUAAAAAGCUCCAUUUAAUUAUUCAACUAAAAAUCUAAAUAUCAGCAGCAUUCUUUUAUCAGUAGGUUUAGAAAACGACAUUAUAUCAAUUCUUUGGAUAUCUCCGAAGUUUGAGAUAGAUCUCGAAGAAUUUAAAUUUGUUAAACUAAUAUCUAUGAAGUAUGUUAAAACCUGUACCUCUCAUAAAAGGUAGCGUUCGCGAAAUAAUAAAGGGCGUACAGGCUUACGGCGAAAAAUAAGCACUUAUGAUCGCUACUAAUCUUACUUCUAUCUGUUACGUACAUAAGGAAAAA
This is a messenger RNA of Eurytemora carolleeae, 2895 nucleotides long. RefSeq lists its product as uncharacterized. The transcript is spliced from 10 exons. Bases 14 to 1171 code for a protein of 385 amino acids. Lineage: Eukaryota; Metazoa; Arthropoda; Copepoda; Calanoida; Temoridae. The record is from RefSeq and is a predicted model, not a curated record.